AUGGAAGCGAUGUCCCCCCAGCAGGAGACUCUUGGGGGGCAGCCGGGGCGCUCCUCCUCCCUGACAGGAAUGUCUCGGAUCGCUGGAGGCCCCGGCACCAAAAAGAGAAUGAAAACACUAGCAGAAAGGAGGAGGAGUGCCCCAUCUCUUAUCCUGGAUAAAGCCCUACAAAAACGGCCUAGUACCAAGGAGAGUCCUUCUGCUAGCAUGGACUCAUUUCUGUCAUCAUCUGUGUGCUCCAAUAGGACUCUGCUAAUUGAUGGCCGAGUGGAACUCAAAAGAGGCCUGCAAAGGCAGGAGCGGCAUCUUUUCCUGUUCAAUGAUCUGUUCAUUGUGGCCAAAAGCAAAUAUAACAACAACUUUAAGAUAAAAAAUAAAAUAAAGUUAAGUGACAUGUGGACAGCAAGCUGUGUGGAUGAAGUGGGAGAAGGCAACACCGAUGCCAUGAGAUCCUUUGUCGUGGGCUGGCCCACAGUGAACUUUGUGGCCACCUUCAGUUCCCCAGAACAAAAGGACAAAUGGCUCUCUCUCCUUCAGAGAUACAUCAAUCUAGAGAAAGAGAAGGACUAUCCGAAGAGCAUUCCCCUCAAAAUCUUCGCCAAGGACAUUGGGAAUUGUGCCUAUUCUAAAACUAUAACAAUAACGAAUUCAGAUACAGCAAAUGAAGUUAUCAACAUGUCUCUACCAAUGCUAGGGAUAACUGGCUCUGAGAGAGAUUACCAGUUAUGGGUCAAUUCUGGCAAAGAAGAGGCACCGUAUCCACUUAUCGGACAUGAAUAUCCCUACGGAAUUAAAAUGAGCCAUCUUCGAGACACUGCACUCCUGACACAGGAAUCAAAGGACUCCGCCAGCCCUUCCAACCUCCAGGAGCCCUUCCUUAUGGAGCAGCUACCCCGGGAGAUGCAAUGCCAGUUCACCCUGAAGCCCAGCCGCCUGGCUGAGUCCCGGCAGCUGAGUGAUUCGGGUCAGAAGACAUUUAAAAGAAGAAGAUCUAUCAUAAAUUGGGCCUUUUGGCGAGGCUCUAGCACUCACCUGGAUAACUUGCCCAUGUCACCAACAUCUCCCAUGGCAGGACAGCUCUUUGGAGUGUCUCUGACAAAUAUUUGUGAAAAUGACAAUCUGCCCAAACCUGUCUUGGAUAUGCUUUAUUUCCUUAAUAUAAACGGACCUCUCACAAAAGGAAUUUUCAGGCAAUCAGCCAAUAUGAAAUCUUGCAGAGAGCUGAAAGAGAAACUGAAUUCUGGAGUUGAAGUACAACUAGACUGUGAAUCUAUUUUUGUGAUAGCAUCUGUUUUAAAGGACUUUCUACGAAAUAUUCCUGGCAGUAUUUUCUCAUCAGAUCUCUACGAUCACUGGGUCUGUGUAAUGGAUCAAGGAGAUGAUGAAGAGAAAAUAAAUACAAUUCAAAGGCUGUUAAACCAGCUUCCAAGAGCCAAUGUUCUUCUUCUACGGUAUCUUUUUGGGGUGUUACGCAACAUUGAGCAACAUUCCUCAUCCAAUCAGAUGACUGCAUUUAAUUUAGCAGUGUGCAUUGCUCCAAGCAUUCUUUGGCCUUCUACUUCCUCCAGCCCAGAGCUAGAAAACGAAUUUACAAAAAAGGUCACUCUGGUUAUUCAGUUUCUGAUUGAAAACUGCUGUAGAAUAUUUGGAGAAGAAAUCACUUCCCUCUUUGGAGAGGUUUCAGUGAGAUGUGAUACUAGAGAGCAUACCUCAGAUAUCUCUUGCUUACAAAUGACUGACUCCUCCUAUGACAGCUUGGAAAAUGAGCUGAAUGAGGAUGCUGAUGCUCCAUGUAGUGACCUAGUAAAGACCCUUGGUCAGGGGAGCAGAAGCAUGGACUCUGUCUUAACUCUUAGUGACUACGACCUUGACCAGCCUGAGGUGGAAGGUCCUUUAACCCUCAGUGACUUUGACUUAGACCGUUCUAAACAUGAAGACAUUCAAAUGGAACAGCCUCUUGAAUCCACACCAGUGACUGUUACAGUACUGUACAGAAAGGCCACACUGCAGGACCAUGCCGGGGACCCCUCUGGCAUGACUAUCCCCAACUAUCUGUCAACAGCUGCAGCAGAUGCUCCAAAAAGCUCAAGGCGACAUCGCCGCUGCUCAGAGCCCAGCAUGGACUAUCUAGAUUCAAAGCUUUCCUCUCUCAGGGAGUUUUACCAGAAAAAGCUACGCAAAUCCAGCUGUGAUGCAAUUCUCUCACAAAAAGAUGAGGACCAUCUGAAGCAGAACCAAUCCCUACAGGGAGAGGGUAAGGCAUAUUUUAAACAGAGUUCAGUUACAGGCACUGAUAGCAAGAAAAAUGCCACCAGUAAAAAUGCUAAGAAAAAAAGCUUGUUUGGUAAUGAAGGAGAUCAUAUGAAGCUUCUCCCUAAAUCCAAGCCAGUGACCAUUUCUGUGGCAUCUUACAGUCACAUGCCCUCACAUGAUCAUCCCAGGAACCAGCCCUUUGAUGCAGAUACACCUGGACACCCCUCACCACACACAACAGAUGCCCUCAAGAGUUCAAGGAGGCACAGGCGCUGCUCAGAGCCCAACAUUGAUGACCAGCACUCUAAACUGAGCUAUCUCAGGGGGAUUUUUUCAAAGAAACAAAAUAAAGCUAGCUAUGAAGCCAGUCACUUGCAUGGAGAGGAGGAUUAUCUCAAGCAGCACAAGUCUUUGCAAAUGGAGGGGCAAAAACUUAUUAAUCAGAGUUUGGUCAUGGGGAUUGAGGUGGGCAAGAGUAGUACCACAAACCAAAACACUGAGAAGUUUUUACCCUCAAGAUUAAACAUCUGCCCAAGGACUAGCUAUUCUAGCUUGUCCUCCCCAGGCACUUCCCCAUCUGGCUCAUCAGUGAGCUCCCAAGACAGUGCUUUUUCUCAGAUUUCAGAACAUUCUGUGUUUACACCCACUGAAACUUCCUCUCCAAUAGAUUGCACUUUUCAGGCUCAAAGAAAGCAAGAAGAACUUUCUUCUGACUUUUGCAGUUCCAGUCUCAUUUCUGGACUGCCUGGUACCUCCUUGGGGCAGGCCAGCAGCCACUUGGCCUAUACAAAAAAGGACACUAUAGAGCGACAUUCACAGAUGCAUUCUGUAACUCUUCAUCCCAGCAUGUGGUUAAGAAAUGGUAUGGCCAGUUUGAAAAACUGGUCCCUCAAAAACAAAGUAAGAGCAACCAGAUCAGAGGAAAAGAAAAUGGCUUCUCUACUAGGACCCUUGGGGCCACCUCCACCUGCUUCUGGUAUUUCAGAAGCCAACUCACUGCAAGACAAACAGAAGGACGUGCCCCUGCAGGCAAUGGAAGAACUUGGAGCUGUGCAGACAGCCCAGUGGGGUCGCGCUGAUCCCAGCCAAGUCUCGGAGAAACACUCUGGCUCUCCAUUCAGCCCAGUGGAAGGGAGACUUGAGCUUUGUAUGAAGUCACAUGAGGAAGGAGAGAAGGGUGGGCAGUGCUCUCCUGGCUCCCUGCCUCGUGCGAGCUCCUCACCCAGCUCUUUGAUGGUGGAUAAUGUGUCCAGCCCAGACUUAGGGCCUACAGUUGUUCAUGAUGUUGGGGACAAAGCUUCAACCAAAGACAUUUUACCAGAGUAAGAACAGAAACUGGGCUAAUAAUGACAUCAAGACAAUAAUUAUCGUGACCCCUUUUGUAAUAUACCUGGGAUAGGUAGCAUAAAGAUAAUUACUGCUAAUACUUAGGACAACAAAAUGAUUCUCUUUAAUGAAAUCAUUUGGCAAAAAGUUUAGACUGAAGAAAAGCUGCAUCACCUAAGUGAUUUUAGAGAUACUAGCAGAGAGUUAGAGAAGGCAUCUUCUGUAGAGAAAACAUUAAUGUAAAAUUAAUCUCCUGAGAAGGCCAGGAUAUCCUAAGUGAAAAAUGGUGACAGUGGGGAGAGAGGAAGGGUGCAGAGAAGCCAUCCAUACUCCAUGGAAUGUUUUUAAUAAAUAGGCAAGAAAAAUGCCACUAAUCGAAGCAUUGGGAAGAAAAGCAUGCCUGGUAAUGAAAGAAAUCAUGCCAAACAUUUCCCUGAAUCCAAGCAAGAGGCCAUUUCUGUGACAUCUUAUAGUCACAUGCCCUCACAGCAUUAGUCCUGAAAACAACCCAUUGAUGUAGCUGACUGGGAAAAAGUAGAGUGAUUCAAAAACCAUGAGUAUCAUGAUAUCUUUUUUCUGUUCUUUUCUGUGUUGCUUGGUUCUUUUUUCUAUUAGUGUUGCAUUGCUCUGCACAGGCUCCAGGAAACAGAGCUAUGAAGAGAAAGAAGGAAAUGGUUGCUCAUCUCAGUGUCCUUUCCAAAGGUACUUGUGCUGGGAACAUUCUCCCAAAAUGCAGCUUUUUUAUUAGAAGGUGACCUGAGAGCAUUUGUUAUCUGAGUGGGGAGGAAGAUUGCAACAACGGCCCUUUUCUCUGUUACACGAAUGCUAUUGCCAACAUGUGAUCAAAGUCUGGCUCCUUUUUGCCGAAAUGUUUUUCUGCAGCCUUGCCUCUUAGAGUACACAGCCAGAAAAAAUUACUGAUAAAUCAUCCUUUUUCUGAUUAUCAUUUGGCAGAAGAGAGAGCAAUUUAGAGGUUGCCAGGUUAU
This is a messenger RNA of Pteronotus mesoamericanus, 4565 nucleotides long. It is a transcript of the gene ARHGAP20, whose product is annotated as Rho GTPase activating protein 20. Gene Ontology annotation, biological process: regulation of Rho protein signal transduction; signal transduction. The transcript has 15 exons. The record is from RefSeq and is a predicted model, not a curated record. The coding region runs from base 1 to 3579 and encodes 1192 amino acids. Gene Ontology annotation, molecular function: GTPase activator activity. NCBI's taxonomy places the organism in Eukaryota, Metazoa, Chordata, Mammalia, Chiroptera, Mormoopidae.